Molecule: messenger RNA, 582 nt
Organism: Guillardia theta CCMP2712
Lineage: Eukaryota; Cryptophyceae; Pyrenomonadales; Geminigeraceae
Exons: 2
Coding region: 46-498 (150 amino acids)
Source: RefSeq, a predicted model, not a curated record
AGGCUUUUCAGUUCCUCCUUGUAUUCAUAUCUGCAAGUCUCCGCGAUGUCACAGGUCGUUAAGAUCUGUCCACGGGCAAAGCGUCAAAGGAUGCUGGACACCGAUGAAGAGUCGAGGCCAGUGAACCUGGACAUGCAAACGGUGUCAGGACUCUUCCGAUACAAGCAAGCAGAAGCUGCAAAGAUGCUGGGCAUUUCGUUGUCAGCUAUGAAGAGUGCAUGUCGGAGGAUUGGAAUCUCACGUUGGCCGUAUUCGAGAUCAAGAAACGAGGAAGCACAAGCAAGGGCCGGCGAGGAAGUAAGGUCGGACUCGGAUUCCACCCUCGAGGAGGGCAGCUCCGUGGCCGCACGAGAUCGACGUGCUUCUGAAGGGCAGUCGGGGCGAGACUCUGAGGAGGAGCACAAGGAUGCAGGGGACGUGGAUUUUAUUCCGAUAGAGAGGAGGUGGAUCGAGUGGUUCACGAGGGUGAAUUUCGACGAGGACAUCUCGUUUCGAUAAGUGUUUGUGAGGAGUGAAUGGCUGCAAUUGGAUUUUCUUGUCUGGGAGAGAGAAUUGAAUCUCAAGAACUACUCUUGAGGCAUU